AUGCUACCAGCGCUCAGAUCCGAAGGCUUUUGGGGUAGCCCAGGCAGGUUUGGGUGCGGCGAGUUCCAGGGAAGCGGCGCGGGUUCGCCUCUGCGAGUGGUCCCUGCGCCCCCACGGCGUCACUCCCCUCGCAGGCGACUCCCCGGGCGGGCGGGGAAGCUGCUGUCUCGGGGGUGCUUCCGAGGAUGGGCCACUGCGCGCGGCCAGGCUGACUCUCUUCCUUCCCUCCCUCCUGCGUCUCCCGCAGGUUGCGACAUGUGCGCGGACAACCGCAACGGCGAGUGCCCCAUGCACGGGCCGCUGCACUCGCUGCGCCGGCUCGUGGGCACCAGCAGCGCCGCGGCCGCCGCGCCCCCGCCGGAGCUGCCCGAGUGGCUGCGGGACCUGCCGCGGGAGGUAUGCCUGUGCACCAGCACCGUGCCUGGCCUGGCCUACGGCAUCUGCGCGGCGCAGAGGAUCCAACAGGGCACCUGGAUCGGGCCCUUCCAGGGCGUGCUCCUGCCCCCGGAGAAGGUGCAGGCGGGCGCCGUGAGGAACACGCAGCACCUCUGGGAGAUAUAUGACCAGGAUGGGACACUACAGCACUUUAUUGAUGGUGGGGAACCUAGUAAGUCGAGCUGGAUGAGGUAUAUCCGAUGUGCAAGGCACUGUGGAGAACAGAAUCUAACAGUAGUUCAGUACAGGUCGAAUAUAUUCUACCGAGCCUGUAUAGAUAUCCCCAGGGGCACCGAGCUUCUGGUGUGGUACAAUGACAGCUAUACGUCUUUCUUUGGGAUCCCCUUACAAUGCAUUGCCCAGGAUGAAAACUUAAAUGUCCCUUCAACGGUAAUGGAAGCCAUGUGCAGACAAGACACCCUGCAGCCCUUCAACAAGAGCAGCAAACUCGCCCCGGCAACCCAGCAGCGCUCCGUCGUUUUCCCCCAGACUCCGUGCAGCAGGAACUUCUCUCUCCUGGAUAAGUCUGGGCCCAUUGAAUCAGGAUUUAACCAGAUCAACGUGAAAAACCAGCGAGUCCUCGCAAGCCCAACAUCCACAAGCCAGCUCCACUCGGAGUUCAGUGACUGGCAUCUUUGGAAAUGUGGGCAGUGCUUUAAGACUUUCACCCAGCGGAUCCUCUUACAGAUGCACGUGUGCACACAGAACCCCGACAGACCCUACCAAUGCGGUCACUGCUCCCAGUCCUUUUCCCAACCUUCAGAACUGAGGAACCACGUGGUCACUCACUCCAGUGACCGGCCUUUCAAGUGCGGCUACUGUGGUCGUGCCUUUGCCGGGGCCACCACCCUCAACAACCACAUCCGAACCCACACUGGAGAAAAGCCCUUCAAGUGCGAGAGGUGUGAGCGGAGCUUCACGCAGGCCACCCAGCUGAGCCGACACCAGCGGAUGCCCAAUGAGUGCAAGCCAAUAACCGAGAGCCCAGAAUCAAUCGAAGUGGAUUAA
Messenger RNA from Carlito syrichta (Philippine tarsier), 1443 nucleotides. It is a transcript of the gene PRDM6, whose product is annotated as PR/SET domain 6. Bases 1 to 1443 code for a protein of 480 amino acids. The record is from RefSeq and is a predicted model, not a curated record. Gene Ontology annotation, cellular component: nucleus. Gene Ontology annotation, molecular function: protein binding; histone methyltransferase activity. The transcript has 6 exons. NCBI's taxonomy places the organism in Eukaryota, Metazoa, Chordata, Mammalia, Primates, Tarsiidae.